ACAGAACCAGCAUUUGUCCACAGACCGGAGCUUUAGGACUCGCCUCAGGACCAAGCACCAGGACUCCUCUACAGACCCGGAGCUUUAAUACUCACAAAGGGACCUCUGACCACCCGGGCUCGUCCAUAGACUGGAGCUGUUUGUCUUGCCUUAGGGACUGAAACAGCAGGACCUGGAGCAGCAGCGACCAUGGGGACAGCCGAAGAGGCAGAGCAGCCCCGCCCCUCAGACAUCACCGUGUUCGGGGCAAACUGCACCCUGCACGGGCUCAGCCACAUCUUCCUGCCCGGCGGGGUGACCAUCCGCCGCCUCCUCUGGGCGGCCGCCUUCACCUCCUCGCUCUCCAUCUUCCUCUACCAGGUAGCGGACCGGGUCAUCGAGUAUUACAAGUACCCCCAUGUCACCCUCCUGGACGAGAUGGACAGCCCUGUCAUGUACUUCCCCGCCAUUACCCUCUGCAACUACAACAGCUUCCGAAAGUCGCAGAUGCGCCGCAACGACCUCUUCUGGAUGGCGCGGAUGCUGGGCGUGGAGCAGGCAGACUUUGACGACUACCUGGCUGCUCUCGGCCAGCCCUCGGACGGCGGCAAGUUCUUCCCCAGCAAGACCUUCAACAUGCUGGAGUUUGUGCAGCGCACCAGCCACAACAUUGAGGAAAUGCUUCUGGACUGCAAGUACCGUGGUGUGGACUGUGGGCCAGAGAACUUUACCACCAUCUACACCCGAUAUGGAAAGUGCUACACCUUCAACUCUGGGCAGGAUGGCAACCCCCUGCUGACCACCCUAAAGGGCGGCACGGGUAACGGGCUUGAAAUCAUGCUGGAUAUUCAGCAGGAUGAGUACCUGCCAGUUUGGGGCGAGACAGACGAGACAUCCUACGAGGCAGGCAUCAAGGUUCAGAUCCACAGCCAGGACGAGCCGCCCUUCAUAGACCAGCUGGGAUUUGGUGUGGCUCCUGGCUUUCAGACUUUUGUUUCGUGUCAGCAACAACUGCUUCAGUAUCUGCCUCCGCCCUGGGGAGACUGCAAGUCCACCCCGAUCGACUCGGAGUUCUUCUCCACGUACAGCAUCACAGCCUGCCGCAUCGACUGCGAGACGCGCUACCUGGUGGAGAACUGCAACUGUAGAAUGGUGCACAUGCCAGGGACUUCAACCGUAUGCACACCUGAGCAGUACAAAGACUGUGCUGACCCAGCUUUAGAUUUCCUGGUUGAGAAGGACAACGAUUACUGCGUGUGCGAGACCCCCUGCAACAUGACCCGCUAUGGAAAGGAGCUCUCCAUGGUCAAAAUCCCCAGUAAAGCCUCUGCCAAGUACCUGGCCAAGAAAUUCAACAAGACAGAGCAGUACAUCGGAGAGAACAUAUUAGUCCUGGACAUCUUCUUUGAGGCUUUGAACUAUGAGAAGAUUGAGCAGAAGAAAGCAUACGAAGUGGCAGGCCUGCUUGGUGACAUUGGUGGACAGAUGGGCUUGUUUAUCGGCGCCAGUGUUUUGACAAUAUUGGAAAUAUUUGACUACUUAUAUGAGGUGUUUAAAGAUAAAAUCCUGGGCUACUUCAUACGCAAGAAACGGCCACGACGGUGUCAGAGCGACAAUCUGGAAUUUCCAGAGAACCCAACCAGCCCUGGUGUCACGCCUAAUCAUGCCCCCAGAGUACCUGUGACACACUCCGGAGUCACUCGGACAGUCUCGGAUUCACGCCGAACAUGUUACCUCGUCACCCGACUCUAGGCAACUUCGAGGAGUUCGCCUGUUGACGACAUUACAG
Megalops cyprinoides (Indo-Pacific tarpon) is the source of this 1768-nucleotide messenger RNA. RefSeq names its product acid-sensing (proton-gated) ion channel 1c (gene asic1c). The transcript has 11 exons. Lineage: Eukaryota; Metazoa; Chordata; Actinopteri; Elopiformes; Megalopidae. The record is from RefSeq and is a predicted model, not a curated record. The coding region runs from base 190 to 1731 and encodes 513 amino acids. Gene Ontology annotation, biological process: sodium ion transmembrane transport. Gene Ontology annotation, cellular component: membrane.